Messenger RNA from Uloborus diversus, 3056 nucleotides. Its product is annotated as insulin-like growth factor 2 mRNA-binding protein 1. Lineage: Eukaryota; Metazoa; Arthropoda; Arachnida; Araneae; Uloboridae. Bases 155 to 1948 code for a protein of 597 amino acids. The record is from RefSeq and is a predicted model, not a curated record. Gene Ontology annotation, molecular function: mRNA 3'-UTR binding. Gene Ontology annotation, biological process: nervous system development; regulation of gene expression. The transcript has 14 exons. Gene Ontology annotation, cellular component: nucleus; cytoplasm; cytosol.
GGGAAAUCUGCGUUUACGAUAGAAGCAGACGGGGUGAUUUAACCUACCCUAUUUUUAAUUUUGUUUUUUUGAUUUUAUUGUUUAACGUUUAUUUUAUUACGUUUGAUUUUUAUAUUUAGAAGCUUUAUUUACUCGCUUAUUGAAUAAAAACGACAUGAAUCCUCAGAAAAAGUUAUAUAUAGCGAAUUUACCGCUUGAAAUGAACGGGGAAAAUCUAGUUGAAUUAAUCCAACAGAGGACGGGCGUUACUCCCAUUGAUAUUAUGUUGCGAAAAACUUAUGCUUUAGUAGAUUUGCCGGAACAUGUGCCCAUGGAAAAUGUUAUUGAUGUAUUAAAUGGCUGUGAAAUAAUGGGUUCCCAAUUGCUGGUGGAACCGUCUCUGCCACAGAAUCGCAGGCAUCGAGGGUCAAGUGCCAUUCAGAUCAGCAAUAUACCAGAACAGUACCCAUGGGAUGAUUUUUCCCGCUUGUUGUCUAAUUUUGGAAGCGUCCAACAUUCUGAGAAAGGUCCUUCAAAGCAAAAUACUUACAGUGCAAUAGCUACCUAUGAGAAUCAAGACCAAGCUCAACAGGCGCAUCUGCAGCUCAAUAAUUACGAGAUACAGCAGGGGGUAUAUCUGAAAGUGGACAACCUCAUGGAUACUGGGCGUGGAAGAGGACCUCGGGGUAGGGGUGGCCCGAGGCCUUUCAAUGGUGCAGGCAUGCCAUACAGAUCUGCAGACUUUCCUCUAAGAAUUCUAGUCUUAAGCGACAUGGUUGGUGCUAUCAUUGGUAGAGCAGGUGGUACCAUCAGACAAAUAACUCAACAGUCACGAGCAAGAGUAGACGUUCAUCGCAAAGAAAAUGCUGGCUCUCCUGAAAAGGUCAUCACAAUUUAUGGAACUCCAGAGAAUUGUUCUACUGCUUGUCAGAAAAUAAUGGAAAUAAUGCAGCAAGAGUCCAACACUACAAACCGGGGGGAGAUUCCUCUCAAAAUUCUUGCUCACAAUAACUUGAUCGGAAGAAUCAUUGGAAAAAAUGGAAGCACAAUAAAAAGAAUCAUGGAACAAACUGAAACGAAAGUAACGGUGUCUAGCAACAUCCACGACAUCAGCAGUUUCAACCUAGAACGAAUCAUCACCAUAAAAGGCAAACUCGAAAGCAUUGCCCGUGCCGAAAAAAUGGUCAGCACCAAGCUGCGACAGAGUUACGAGAAUGAUCUCGCCGCCCUGGCUUCACAGACAUACAUGUAUCCUGGUGUGCAUCCCAUGGCUAUGAUGUCAACUACCUGUUCUCCACCCGGGAUGGUCCCUCCUCCUGGGCCCCAAAGGGGACCUUAUGGUGGCCCCAUGUAUCACGGGGCACCCCCUUGUAUGCCCCCUAUGGCGCCCUUCCCUCCCGCAGGUGCCUUUCCACCCUCAAUGGAUGUGCAGAAGGAAACAGUGUUUGUAUUUGUCCCCAAUUCAUCUGUGGGAGCCAUCAUCGGAACUGGUGGAAGCACAAUUCGAGACAUGAUCAGCUCGUCGGGUGCCAGCAUAAAGGUGAUUCAGCCAAACAAAGAUGAUCCAGUAGAGAAAUUAAAUGAAAGAAAAGUAUGCAUAACAGGUCCUGCUGAAGCACAGUGGAAGGCUCAAUUCAUGAUUUUCAAGAAAGUAGGUUUUGAGGGAUAUCCUGGACCACAGGAUGCUACUUUGAAGGUUGAAAUCUUUGUUCCCACAAAUCAAGUUGGACGCAUUAUUGGCAAGGGAGGGCAAACCGUGCGAGAACUUCAGCGUAUGACUCAUGCCCUCAUAAAAUUUCCCGAAGAUGGACAGUGUCCAGAAACGGAAGAAACUGCCGUCCACAUCAUUGGUGAUUUUUAUCGCACACAAGCUGCCCAAAGACAGAUUCGUGCCCUCGUUUACAAAAGCAAUGCUUACCAGCAGAGGAGGCGCAUGUCCCAACAAUCUCUACCAAACAUCCAGAAUUGAUUUUUCUCUCGUCUCCGACAGGAAAAUAUGACUGCCGUAUAUUCAAGACUCUUCUCUUUUUUUUUUUCUCUCUAUCUUCGUCUGGGAAACGGUUGCCACACUCUGUCAUGCAAUUCGGCCGGACACUUCCUCGACUAGAAGAGUCUGGCAUGAGGAUUCGGAAAGUAUGCGGCAGUGGCAUUUUCUGGGAUUGGAAGAUAAUGAACUUAAAAUUUGAACAAAGCUCUUAAAAAAUUUGAAAUCAUCAAAUAAAAAUGCCAAUGUUUAGUUAGAGAGUACAAAUUGCUGGAUCAUGGCCAUUGGUCCCCUCUUUUUUCUUUUUGUAAAGGAAACUAUAUUUAUGAAAAGUUUAUUUUUGAUACUUGUUGGGGAAACGUUUUUUGUUUAACUUUGUAAUGUUUUUUUUUCCCUCUGAAGGUGAAGGACUUGUCCUGAAGAAAAAUUAGUUUCUCCACCAAGAAUAAAAUCUGCUGAUUAAGUGUAAAAUUAGGCUGAUUUUGAUUAACUUGUUUGAUUUUGCAUGAGUUAAUGUUAAAAAAAUUUUUUUAGAAGCAGAAUGUAGGUUAAAAGUUGUACCUCCACAAAAUCCUUUCUAGUCCUUGCUACUCGAAUAUUUUGGUGCUAAAUUUUUACUAAAAGUGUGAAGAUCUCUUGACUUUUUUUUUCCCCCUCGACAUUACGAAGCGAUUCUAGUAGCAAUGUAAUGAGGCGCUUUGCAUAUGAUUUCUACCUCUAUUUUUCUCCAAGGGAAACGCCAGUUGCAAAUUGGAUCAUUUGGAACAGUCCAGAUGCUUUCGGGACAAUGGUAAGCUCAAUGAGGCUAAAUAAUUAAGUCAGAGAAGUUCUAUGUGCAAUGUAUUGAUUUUUGUUACUUUUUUGGGAUUUAUCUACCAGAUAAUUAAUGCAAUGAACCAUUGUUUUCAUUAAAAAGUAUAACAUUUGUUUUAAUUGUUAAAAUUUUGUUUCUUACUUUUAAGUCCUUUUUACAAAAAUGGUUUUUAUCUCCAUAUGUGUUUAAGGAAGUACAAAUAAACUGCAUUUGCAAACCAAUCAAAUAUUUUUGUCAAAACUGCCAUGUACUAUAAAAAAAUAAACUUUUUUCAUUUCA